Molecule: messenger RNA, 3930 nt
Organism: Trifolium pratense (red clover)
Lineage: Eukaryota; Viridiplantae; Streptophyta; Magnoliopsida; Fabales; Fabaceae
Product: receptor-like protein EIX2
Exons: 1
Coding region: 25-3453 (1142 amino acids)
Molecular function (GO): protein binding
Source: RefSeq, a predicted model, not a curated record
AUUACUUUGGCAGAGAGAAAAGAUAUGAAGAUGACGAUGAUGAGUACUGUUUCAUGUAUUCUCAAGUUAAUAUUUGUUUUGUUGCAGUUCAACAUUCUUUUCUCCAACAAUUCUGGAGCUGUUGCUGAUUCAAAACAUGUUCCUUCUGUUUCUGUUGGUUGCAUAGAGAAAGAGAGACAUGCUCUGCUUGAGUUGAAGGCAAGCCUGGUGUUGGAUGACACUCUGCGUUUGCCUACUUGGGACAGUAAGAGUACUGACUGUUGUACAUGGCAAGGAAUCGUCUGUAGCAAUCAAACUGGACAUGUUGAAAUGCUUGAUCUAAAUGGCUAUCAGUUUGGUCAUUUUCUAGGUACGAUCAACACAUCAUUGAUGGAGUUGCAGCAUUUAAAGUAUUUGAACCUCAGGUCGAAUUAUUUUUCAAACAGUAUUUUCCCAGAUUUUUUUGGUUCUCUAAGCAACUUGAGAUACCUUGACCUCCAAUCUUCAUUUAACGGGGGUAAAAUUCCAAAUGAUCUUGCUCAUCUUUCGCACUUGCAAUAUCUUGAUCUUUCAUCGAAUGAACUCAAGGGUACAAUCCCUCAUCAACUUGGAAAUCUCUCUCAUUUGCAGUACCUUGAUCUUAGUGACAACAAUCUGGGUGGAACCAUUCCUCAUCAACUUGGAAGCCUUUCAAAUUUACAGGAGCUUAAUCUUGGAUACAAUCAGCUCAAUGUUGUAGGUGAGUGGCUUUCUAAUCUCACUCUUUUAACCCAUCUUGACUUGAGUGGCUUAUCCAAUAUCAAUUCUUCUCAUGUCUGGCUGCAAAUGAUUGCUAAGCUUCCAAAAAUACAAGAAUUGAAGCUAUCUCAAUGUGAUCUUUCUGAUCUUUACCUUCAUUCUCUGUCCCCUUCACUAUUGAAUUUUUCUACUUCUCUUACAAUCCUUGAUCUUUCAUCUAAUACCUUCUCAUCAUCCAAAAUAUUUGAAUGGGUUUUUAAUGCCACCCCCAACUUAACUGAGCUUGAUCUUAGCGGUAACAACUUCAAAGGCACCAUUGCAUAUAAUUUUGAUAACAUCAGAAAUCCUCUUGAAAGACUUGACUUGUCUGGUAAUGAACUACAUGGUGGAAUUCUAGAAUCAAUUAGAGACAUAUGUACCUUACAGUCAUUGAACCUUAAUUAUAACAAUUUGAAUGAAGAAAUUUCAACAAUUCUUCUCAAAUUGUCUGGUUGUGCUAGAUACUCGCUGCAAGAAUUGGAUUUAUCUUACAACAAAAUUACUGGCACAUUUCCAGACCUUUCAAUAUUCCCAUCACUAAUAACAAUUGACCUCUCAAGUAAUCUGUUAAGUGGUAAGGUGCUAGAUGGUGUCAGAUUUCUUCCAUCUAAAUUGGAGUCUUUGGCAUUUCAAUCCAACUCUUUGGAAGGUGGAAUUCCAUAUUCAUUUGGUAACCUAUGUUCAUUAAAGUCACUACACCUGUCAAACAACAAGUUGAGUGAAGAUCUUUCAGUGAUACUUCAUAAUAUGUCUGUUGGGUGUGCCAAGUACUCGUUGCAAAAUUUGAACUUGGAUGCAAAUCAAAUUACAGGUACGAUACCUAACAUGUCAGGGUUCUCAUCUUUAAAAAACUUGUUCCUAUCUGACAACCUAUUAAAUGGGAGCAUACUAAACAAUUCUACAUUCCCCUAUAAAUUAGAGGGUUUGUAUUUGGAUUCCAAUAAUCUGAAAGGUGUGAUCAGUGACUCUCAUUUUGACAACAUGUUCAUGUUAAUGGAUUUAGACUUGAGUCACAAUUCUUUGGCUCUGAAAUUCAGUGAAAAUUGGCUUCCUCCUUUUCAAUUGUCUACCAUAUAUUUAAGUUCUUGUAUUUUAGGGCCUUGUUUUCCAAAAUGGCUGCAUAGUCAAAAACAUCUUCAAGAGGUGGACAUUUCUAAUUCUGGAAUCUCAGAUGUAGUUCCAGUGUUGUUUUGGAAUCAAGCAACAUAUACAACUUUGGUGAAUAUAUCAUACAAUAAUAUCAUUGGCACAAUUCCAAAUUUGCCCAUAAGAUUUUCUGAAGGUUGUCGAGUAAAUCUAGAUUCAAAUCAGUUUGAAGGUUCAAUCCCUCCAUUUUUUCAAAGUGCAAGAUAUUUAGGGUUGUCGAAAAACAAAUUUUCAGAAAUUCGUUUGUUGUUAUGUACAAACACUACAAUUAAUAACGUUCUCCUAUUGGAUCUAUCAAAGAAUCAAUUAUCCACGCAGCUCCCUGAUUGUUGGAGUCAUUUUAAAGAAUUGACAUUUCUAGAUUUGAGUGACAAUACUUUGUUUGGUGAAGUUCCAUCCUCAAUGGGAUCAUUAUCUAAACUUAAGGUAUUAAUAUUGCGCAACAAUAGCUUAGCAGGGAAGUUGCCCAUCUCCUUGAAAAAUUGCACUAACCUGGUCAUGCUAGAUCUUGGAGAUAAUGGAUUAUCUGGACCAAUACCGUAUUGGUUAGGACAACAAUUGCAAAUGUUAAGCUUACGAAGGAACCAACUCUCUGGAAGUCUUCCACCGAGUCUUUGUUACUUAACAGACAUUCAGUUGUUGGAUCUCUCAGAAAACAAUCUAUCGGGACGAAUUUUCAAAUGCUUAAAGAAUUUUUCUGCAAUGUCUCAUAAUGUUUCCUUAACUAGUACCAUAGACUCAGAUUUAGCUUAUGUUGAAGGUAGAUCUGUAUAUUUCCUUGGCAGAAGCUUCGAUUUGAUUGCAUUUUUGAUGUGGAAAGGUGAAGAUCGACUAUUCAAGAAUAAUAAGCUCAUUUUGAGGAGCAUUGAUCUUUCAAGCAAUCAAUUGACAGGGGACAUCCCAGAAGAAAUAGGAAACUUGAUUGAAUUGGUGUCAUUGAAUUUAUCAAGCAACAAUUUGAGUGGAGAAAUUACUUCAAAGAUUGGAAGGUUAACAUCACUUGAUUCUCUUGACCUGUCAAGAAACUAUUUCUUUGGUCCAAUUCCUCCUUCUCUAGCUCACAUUGAUCGUCUCUCCAUGUUGAAUCUGUCCUAUAACAACCUCUCUGGAAGAAUUCCAAUUGGCACACAGUUGCAGAGUUUUGAAGCAUCAAGUUAUGAAGGGAAUGUUGAUCUUUGUGGGAAACCACUUGACAAAAAAUGUCCAGGAGAUGAAGAAGUUGUACAUCAGAAACCAGAAACACAUGAAGAAAGUAAUGAAGAUGAUAAAAAACCACUUUAUUUGAGUGUGACAUUGGGAUUUAUCACAGGAUUUUGGGGACUCUGGGGAUCAUUGUUUCUUAGCCGGAAUUGGAGACAUAAAUAUGUCUUGUUCUUGAACAACAUAAUUGACACAAUGUAUGUGUUGAAUGCAACUAAAUUUCAAAGGUGGCUUAGAGGCUUACUGGUAACCUUUUCUUCCCCCUCUUUUAUUCUUUCCUUUUUAUACUGUUGUCAAAUGAUUAACCACAUAAACCAUGAAUUACAAAUAUACAGCUUCACAAUUUCAUGAUCUCAAUUUGUUUAUUGCUUUUUUCUUAAAUAAGUUAAGCUUGAGCUUACAAUAAAACUGCUACAUAAAAAUUAUAGACCUUCUUUGAUAAGUUUUGUUUCUAAAAAUAUUUGUGUAGAAUUAUUUAGAUUUGAGGAUGACUAAAGAUUUGAAGCAUUUUACUGAAAAUGUAAGUUUAAAAAGAAUAAUAAAAAUUAACUGUUUAUGAAGGCAUAUGAAUAGCUUAAAAAUUGUAUUACCUUUCAUUUAUUUUUGUGUAUUUUACUUCACUCAAACUCAUGCAUUUCCAUUGAUUAAUUUAUUCUUUCCACAGGAAAGGUUUGUUUAAGCCUCUCCAGUUGAACCAUCUGCAACUUUGUUGAAGAAAUGUCGGUGAACAAGUAGCUGUUGUGCUCUGAUCAGACAAAGUAUAAAUAAGUUCAAAGUUGUAUGUUAUGUAUCAAUAAUUUAAAUAAUGAAAAUUUAUAUCAUAUGUUG